Hyaloperonospora brassicae is the source of this 1686-nucleotide messenger RNA. The record is from the annotation of a GenBank genome assembly. Lineage: Eukaryota; Oomycota; Peronosporomycetes; Peronosporales; Peronosporaceae.
AUGGCAGGUUUCGCUGCACUGUGGCGGACCAAACCCAUUUGGGUGAUCCACGCCGAAGAGAACUCGCAGGACAUUCCCCGCACGCUAAACCUCUUUGACUUGUGCUGCAUUGGCGUAGGCGCCACCAUUGGCAGCGGCAUCUUUUCCACGGCCGGGUCCAUCAUCAGCCAAACUGCUGGUCCUGCGGCUGCAGUGAGUUGGCUCAUUGGCGGCGUCAUUUGCUGCCUCAAUGCAUUGUCGUACAUGGAGCUCUCCACGCGCGUACCGUCCUCGGGCAGCACGUACGCCUAUGCUUACCACACGAUCGGUGAGCUCCCGGCUGUCGUGGCUGCGUGGCUGCUGACUCUCGAGUACGCAGUGAGUGGUGCCGGUGUGGCGCGGAGCUGGGGCGACAAAGUCGAGGAGUGGCUGGUCCUCGAGCACCCGGACCAGAGCUUCCAUUGGCUUAACCUGCAGUCGGCCAACCUCAGCGGUGGGCUCAUCCAGUUCUUGAGCAUGGUCGUGCUCUUGAUGGGCGUCCAGUUCGGCAAAGUCUUUGUGAACACGGUGACGGUCAUCAAGAUGGGUGUCGUGGCAUUCAUUGUUGUCGCUGGGAUUGCUGCCAUGGACCUGAACCACUUGUCCCCUUUCGUUCCCGUGCGCAGUGAAGUGGAUGGGACAAUGGCCUUCGGACUGCAGGGUGUUGUCACUGGCGCUUCGCAGGCGUUCUUCGGCUACGCUGGUUUCGACGAGGUCUGCUGCCUCGCUGGCGAGACAAAGGACCCCAAGAAGAUCAUGCCGACCGCCGUCAUGAUUGUCGCCAUUGGCACAAUGGUGCUCAGCGCGCUCUGCUCGCUCGUGCUGGCUGGCAUGGUGCCCUAUCUCGAAGCAGGCAGCUUUGGUGUUGGAUUCGAGGGCCAUGGCUGGAAAUGGGCUGGAACCGUCGUGCGGGCCGGUGAGAUCGUGACAAUGCCCGUGGUGGCCCUCAUUGGAUUCCUGGCUCAACCUCGUCUCAAUUACGCACUCGCGUGCGACGGGCUCUUGCCGCGUAUAUUUGCUGAAGUCGAUGCCAAGGGCAAUUUGUUCAAGAACACGCUCAUCACAGGACUUAUCUCCACAGUCAUUGCUGUCACAGUGCCGUUCAACACUUUGUGGGAGAUUGUGAAUUUCGGUGCCAUCAUGUCGUUCAUCUUCGCGAAUGUGUCGCUGAUAUUAGUGCGGAUGAAGCCCCAGUCGCCAAAGCUGUCCCCAGUGCUCGUUGCCGCGCUGGUUGUUGCCGCUGGAUGCACCGCUUUUCUGUUCCAGGAGGGCUAUCAGAACAAUGCAUCCACCGUGUGCCUCAUUCUCGCUACGAUCUCUCUUGUCGCGACCGUGGCAAUCUCCGUCGUGCUUUUCGUCAAGUGUCCACAAGCUGGCAACGCGCCGGGUCUAUACGCCGCUCCACUGGUGCCGUUUGUUCCAGCGCUUUGUAUUCUCGCCAACUGGUACAUGAUCGCGCAGAUCAGCUACGUAGCGCUCGGUUUAAGUGUGGCCUGGAUGGCGAUCGGAGCGCUUUCGUACUUUGCUUACGGCUACUUCCACGCGGAGUCGCGCAACGACUGGGGCCAGUUGAUGGGCCACAUCUUGCCCCUCUACAGCGAAAGCCUUCCAAGAUUCAGUGUUUCGGCCAAGUUUUCGGCGCAGGACCUCAAGUCCCCCGCCUUUUGA